AAGAAACCAUUUAUACUGCAUGUUUCAUAGGAUAAAAUUUCUUUUGAAGAAGUGACUCUAACUGAAAUGAAGUAUUUGAGAUCAUUUCUCAGUAAGACUAACUAUGAUUCUAAGAUUCAAAAGAUUAUCCUCCACUGAAAUAAAAUUUCUCAAACUUACCAGGUAACCAAGCACCUAUGGAAAGAGUAUUUUCUUAAUUAAAAAUAAUAGAGUCGAAUUUUCCUCGCAGCGGCCGCCUACUGACUGUAGCUCGCAGAGCUCCAGCAAAGAAGAAUGGGGGCGUCAGUAAGGAGGUUUCUGUACCAUGGCUCGUAGACUGCCUGCAAAUCGACCGGUGGUAAAGCACCGAGGAAGCAACUGGCUACAAAAGCCGCUGGCAAGAGUGCGCCCUCUACUGGAAGGUGAAGAAACCUUAUCAUUACAAGCCCCGUAUCGUGGCACUCCGCAAAAUCAGUCAGAAACCCCCGAAAUUCUCAUCUGCAAACUUCCUUUCCAACGUCUGGAGAGAGAAAUUGCUCAGGACUGCAAAACAGAUCUGCGCUUCCAGAGCGUGGCUUUUCAGGAUGCAAGGGAGGCCUACCUGGUGGGCCUCUUUGAAGAUACCAACCUGUGUGCUAUCUAUGCCAAACAUGUAAGUAACAAUUAUGCCAAAAGCCAUCCAGCCAGCAUGCCGCAUACGUGGCGAACGUGCUUAAGCAUCCACACUGAUGGAAAACAUUUCACUCUUUUAAAAAAAAAUGGAUUGGAAACGGAAAAAUAGGAAAGAGAUAUCAAGUAUUGGCAGU
Molecule: messenger RNA, 785 nt
Organism: Leopardus geoffroyi (Geoffroy's cat)
Lineage: Eukaryota; Metazoa; Chordata; Mammalia; Carnivora; Felidae
Product: histone HIST2H3PS2-like
Exons: 1
Coding region: 305-760 (151 amino acids)
Cellular component (GO): nucleosome
Molecular function (GO): DNA binding; protein heterodimerization activity; structural constituent of chromatin
Source: RefSeq, a predicted model, not a curated record